AUGAGUGAAGAUAGUAUAACGUCAAAGAAAACAAGUAAACCACAAUCAUCCAGAAAAGGGAAGAAAGCAUGGAGAAAAAAUAUUGAUAUUGAAGAUCUUGAAAAGAAUUUACAAGACAAAAGAGAUGAAGAGAUUAUAUUAGGUAAAAAAGAAGAAGAUUUUAUAAUUGAUGAUAAACCAAGUAAUAUUGGACUUAAAUCAGUUAAAAAAUUAAAAUCUAAAGAGAUUUUAACUAAUAAAUCUAAAAUACCUGCUUUAGUUCAUGGUAAACAUCAAGAUAAAGACAAAAAGAAUACUAUUCAAGGUGUUAAAAAAACUGAUCUUUUAAGAUUAAUUAAAUUAAAUGGUGGUAAAUUUAAAAGUGAAGAUAAGUUGAUGAAUAGAAUAGAACAAGAUGGUCUUGUAAGUGGUUCUAGUAAAGAUUUAUGGGAUGAUAAUGAAGAAGAUGAAGAAGACAAUAAGAAAAUGCCAAAAUACAUUAAAUCUACUGCAGAAGUUACUAAAGCUAAAGUUGUUCCUAAAACAUUAAAGGAAACACCAAUUAAACUUAUUGAUAAUGAUUUAACUCAAAAGAAAAUUCAUGCUGGUAAAUCAUAUAAUCCAUCAUUGGAAUCUUGGAAAGAUUUGAUUAAUCAAGAAUAUGAUAUUGAAUAUAAACAAGAAUUAACUAGACAAAAAAUGGAAGAGCAUCGUAAAAUGAUUCAAAAAUUGGUUAGUACUUUAGAUGAUAUGGUUGUUGAUAACCAUGAUGACGAUGAUGAUGAAGAAGAGGAUCAAGAAGCUAAGGAAAAAGUAGGUGAAGAGAAGGAUUAUUCAUUAUCUGUGAAUAAACCAAACAAAUUCAAGAUCAAGACUAAAACUAAGAGAAAUAAGGAAUUGAAACAUAAAGAAAGAGUUAAAUUGGAACAAGAAAUCAAAGAUUUGAAAAAACAAUUGAAAGAUUUAUCCAACUUGGAAGAAAUUUUACAAAAAGAAGCUGAGAAGGAAGCUGCUAAACCAGAAUCCAAGAAACGUAAAAGAAGAGAAAAAUUAUUCAAACAUGAACUUAUAGAAACUCCAAUGGAAGUUAAAUUAUCUGAUGAGUUAAGUGGUAAUUUAAGAAACUUGAAACCAGAAGGUAACUUGUUUUAUGAUCAAAUGUUGAAUUUACAAUCUAGUGGUAAGGUUGAAUCAAGAGUUCCAGUUGCAAAGAGAAGAAAAUACCAAAAGAAAAUCACUGAAAAAUGGACCUACAAAGAUUUUAAAUAG
Candida tropicalis MYA-3404 is the source of this 1248-nucleotide messenger RNA. RefSeq lists its product as uncharacterized. Gene Ontology annotation, cellular component: nucleolus. The transcript has a single exon. NCBI's taxonomy places the organism in Eukaryota, Fungi, Ascomycota, Pichiomycetes, Serinales, Debaryomycetaceae. Gene Ontology annotation, molecular function: 5S rRNA binding. The record is from RefSeq and is a predicted model, not a curated record. Gene Ontology annotation, biological process: rRNA processing; ribosomal large subunit assembly. Bases 1 to 1248 code for a protein of 415 amino acids.